Molecule: messenger RNA, 3258 nt
Organism: Phytomonas sp. EM1
Lineage: Eukaryota; Euglenozoa; Kinetoplastea; Trypanosomatida; Trypanosomatidae
Source: the annotation of a GenBank genome assembly
AUGGUUGAAGCACAACUUAAACAGCUACUAGAUGAUCUUCGUUCCCCCGAUAAUGAGGUCCGAAAGGCAGCCGAGGCUCAAUAUGAUACUGCUGUUCAGUCCACUCCAGAGUGGUUAAUGCACGCUUUGUCAGAGAUCUGUGCUGUAACUGAGGAUUCAGCUACGUGUUCAAUUGGGCUCAUUUUACUACGAAAACUUUUUAACCUCCGUCCUUCUCCGUUUGAUACCGCUGAUGCUGCAGCAAAAGAGACCAUUAAAGGAAGGAUGCUACAGGUACUGGGUACAGCAGCAUUUGGUAAACAGCGGGGAUCGGCCGCGGCCUGUGUUAGCGCUCUUGCGGUGCGUGUCUUUGAACUGCAUCAGGAUUGGGAUGAGUUAUGGAAAAGUAUUUUUGAUGUCAUUGGUGCGCCUGAAUCUCAGGCAGAUUUAAAAGCAGUUUGCUGCGAAAUCAUUUCGACCACAGCCAGUACGAUGACUGAAUUCUUUAAAGCUCACAUUGAUUUACUAAUUGUUGGGUUACGCAACUGUCUUCAGACGCAGGGUGCGGCCUUUGAUGCAAAGAGUGCAGCAUUUGAAGCUGCGAUUUCCCUCGCGACUCUUGGAUUUAGUGCCAAGGUUUCAACCCUUGUGCCUGUUAUGUUGGAAGUUGUGCAAGAACGGUUAAACGCUCAAGAUUGGGAUAGCGCUGAGGCGUUUACGUCAUCUAUUGUGGAGGGGAUUUCAAACAGCCCUCAACUGUUUGAAGGUCAUGCGGUGGAGCUGCUGACCGGCAUGAUGCAAGUAGCUGCAACCCCUUCUGUGAGCGCGAAUGCGCGUUACAUGGCUGUGGAGUCUCUUCUUUCUUUUUGUGAGGAACAACCCAAGAUUGCUCGGAAGGUUCCACAGUUCCCGACAACAUUUUUUAACUUGCUCUUUCAAUACCUCCUUAACGCUGAAUAUGGGGAUAAUUGGGAUAACACCCUUGAUGAAGAAGGAGAAGACCUGGAGGAGCAGAACGACUUUGCGAUUGGUGCCAAUGGGCUCGACCGUAUCACCACCGCAAUCGGUGGGCGCAAGCUACAGGGCACUGCACAGAAGCUCUUUACGGAUAACAUUUUCAGCACCGAAUGGAGAAAUAAGUGCGCGGCCUUAGUCCUCAUUUGCUACACCUCAGAAGGGUUCGUCAACGUGUUUCAGCAGCAAUUGAAGAAGCUGGUGCCUAUCAUUCUCUCUUGUGUUACCAACGAGGUGAAGUACGUGCGCUAUUCGAGCUUGGAGUGUUUGGGGCAGAUGUGCCAGGACUUCGGCCCUAACCUGCAACUCGAGAUGCACUCACAGAUGCUUUUGCCGAUUAUCGAGGCACUGCGCGAUCCCGUCCCGCGCGUCGCCGCCAGCGCUGCUCUUUGCUUGAAUUCCUUCUUCCACGAAUUGUACGAGCCUGAAGACGAGGACGACGAAAACGAUGACAAGUAUGCUGCGGAAUUCGAACCCUACGUGAAGCCAUGCUGUAUUGAGGGGGUCAAUCUGAUUCAUAGCACGCAGUAUAUGUUUGUCCGAGAGGCCGCAUUAGGCAUGCUUUCUUCUCUUACCGCUGCUGUCAAGGAUAAGCUGACGCCCUAUGUUCAUGAUCUCGUUCCGGUUUAUCAAGAGGUCCUUCGCUUGCCCGACACACCUGAUGUUCUGAAAUGCAAAUGCAAGGCCAUUGAGUGCGUGACUUUGUUGGCAUCUAGUGCAGGCAAGGAGGUAUUCAAACCCUACGCCCAUGAGGUUUGCACCUACUUAUCCUCGUUGACUAUGAGUGGGAUAUCCAACGACGAUCUUCGCUUUCGCUUCGUGCUGCGCGCUUGGACUUGCAUGGUUGAAUGCCUCAAGGAUGAAGUCCUUCCCUACAUGCAGAGCGUUAUCCCGCUGCUUAUUUCCGUCAUGAACACCAAAUGCGACCUACAGAUGGAGGAUGUGGAGGUCGGAGGAGGUGACGACGCCAACACAAGCACGAAGGAUGACGAGAAGAAGGGUGUUGAGCUUAUUCGAGUGAUUGUACCUGGUGCAGGUGAAAAAGUUGUCAAGGUACACACCUCUCUCAUUGAAGAUAAGGACUUGGCGAUGAUCAUUAUUAAUGCUAUUGUGACUGAGUUAGGUGAGGCACUCAGCCCUCACUUUUACGAAAUUGCUAACAUUGCUGUCGAGCAGUUAAGCUUUCAGGCUAACUCCUCGAUUAGGGAAAACGGUGCACUUAUCGUUGAUGGUAUUCUCAAGGUUUACAAAAAAAAUCAGUCCCAGGAAGGGUUGCAAUUGGCGCAGUUUGCUCUAAACCCGCUCCUCGAUGCUCUCGCUGAGGAGGAAGAGAAGGAUGUCAUGGAGACGUUCAUGAGCAUCCUCGGCACGAUCGUUGAUUCUUACCCAGAGAUCGUCACCGAAGAAAGCGUUCGCGUGAUUAGUGAGAAGCUUCUUGCGACACUGAAUGAGCUGAUCAAACAGCGCGCUGAGAUCGUUACAAAGAUGAGCCAGGAACAAGACGAGGAUGAGAUUGACAACCUUGAGGAGACGGACGAUGAGCUGAAAUCUAGCAUCAGCUCUGCAACGGAUCUCAUCGGGACGCUCUUGGAGAAAUCAAGCACCAUCUUUGGACCUUAUUUCGCGCAGAGCUUUUUACCACUAAUCGCUGGAUGGCUUCAGCCGAGCGAGGAUGAUUUCAACGUGCAGCGUGGGCAGGUCGUGCUGUGUGAUUUUGUGGAGCACGCGCCCGGAUUUGUGGCGAGCUCACUGCCCACGAUCCUCUCCACCACCUUGGCUUUCACAGGCUCACGCAAGGAUGAGGAUCUGCUACAGAGCAACUUUUACCUAAUCAAUCAGCUCGUGCAGUACCUCGGAUCGCAGAUGAACUUGGCGGAGCCUAACGUGAAUGGGGCCGACUUCGCCCUUCACGCGCAGCAGGCGUUGGUGCCCUACUUCAGCUCCAACGAAAGCCAGACCUUGCUGUAUGAACACUGCACCUGCAACGCGGUGAGUGCCUACGUCUCGAUGUUGCAUUACUUCUACCAGCCCUUGAUGAGCAACGUGACGUCGAUGUUGGAGACAAUCGUGGCGAACCUCCCAUGUAAAGGGGAUACCAUUGAGGCCAAGCGCGUUCAUGAUCGCCUGUUGUUGUGGAUCACGCAGAAUCAUCCAGUGUUGCAGGGCGUCCCCGAGAACGUGAGACAAGUGAUAAUGAGGAAGCUGGUGGAGGCCGAUGCCAGUUGCCUGUCGGAUGCUGCAAGGGCGCAGUUGAUGCAAAUGUAG